AAUAUCAUUCCUCACUCAACAAGCCUCAUUUUCUAUCUUUUUAUUAUAUCCUCCUACUCUACAUAUACACACCAUCCUAUUCGAUUAAUCAUUAGCUUUUAUUAUUAGUGCUUAAUUAAUUGAUGGCUUUAGAGUUAGAAGCUUUCAAUUCUUCUCCUCCCACUAAUAGUCCCUUCCCAACCUUCAACAAGGAAGAGAUUCGUGAGAGUGAGUCUUUGGUUAAAAGAAAACGCUCAAAACGACCUCGUAUUAGUAAUCCACCAACUGAAGAAGAGUAUCUCGCUCUCUGCCUCAUCAUGCUCGCUCAAAGCGGUAACAACAGAAACAACAAAAACGACAUCGUUUCUCACUUUCACAACCAAAUUGAAUCUUCAUCUUCGCAAUCACAACAACAACCAUCACCACCAUCGCCGCCGGUGAAGCUGAAUCACCGCUGCACUGUCUGCAACAAGGCUUUCCCCUCUUAUCAGGCACUUGGUGGUCAUAAAGCCAGUCACCGUAAAUCCUCUUUGGAAACUCCAUCCACAGCCUUCAACGACACUGUAUCCGUCUCAACCGUCACCGCCGGUAAGAUGCACGAGUGUUCAAUCUGUCAUAAGAGUUUUUCUACCGGUCAAGCACUUGGUGGACACAAACGAUGCCACUACGAAGGAGGUAUCAAUCACAACAACAACAAUAACAAUAACAGUAAUAGCAACGUCAACGCUAAUAACAGCAGUGGAAUCACAAUAUCUGAGGGCGCCGCCGCUUCCUCCUCCGUCAGCCACCGUGGAUUUGACCUCAAUCUACCUGCGCCUCUAACUGAGUUCUGGUCUCCGGUGGGAUUCGGAGGUGGCGAUUCCAAGAAGAAGAGCGUUAACGUUAACGUCGCCGGAAUCGGUGAACAGGAGGUGGAAAGCCCAUUGCCGGUAACCGCCAAAAGGCCACGUGUGUUUUUGGUUGAACAUGAUGAUGAAACGGUGUAGCUUAAUUAGCACUGUAAUUUAAUUAUUAUUAUUUUUUUAAUUUUAAAUUUGAUUUGAUUGAAUUUGUUGUUAUCGUGCUGUGAUUAUGAAUCGCACAUAUUCGAGCACCCACUAGCUAGUUUACCAUUUGUUUUGUUUUUUUAAUUGGGUUGGGGGAAUUUGGAUUAGGUUCAGAUUUUGUUUCUGUUCUUAAUUCACUCUUU
Cicer arietinum (chickpea) is the source of this 1168-nucleotide messenger RNA. Its product is annotated as zinc finger protein ZAT10-like. NCBI's taxonomy places the organism in Eukaryota, Viridiplantae, Streptophyta, Magnoliopsida, Fabales, Fabaceae. Gene Ontology annotation, biological process: regulation of DNA-templated transcription. Gene Ontology annotation, molecular function: DNA-binding transcription factor activity; transcription cis-regulatory region binding. The record is from RefSeq and is marked provisional. Gene Ontology annotation, cellular component: nucleus.